Messenger RNA from Ficedula albicollis (Collared flycatcher), 7249 nucleotides. RefSeq names its product B-cell CLL/lymphoma 9 (gene BCL9). The transcript has 8 exons. The coding region runs from base 1958 to 6214 and encodes 1418 amino acids. Gene Ontology annotation, molecular function: transcription coactivator activity; beta-catenin binding. Gene Ontology annotation, biological process: canonical Wnt signaling pathway; positive regulation of transcription by RNA polymerase II. NCBI's taxonomy places the organism in Eukaryota, Metazoa, Chordata, Aves, Passeriformes, Muscicapidae. The record is from RefSeq and is a predicted model, not a curated record. Gene Ontology annotation, cellular component: beta-catenin-TCF complex.
GCUAAGCCUGUGCAGGUGAGCAGCAGAGAUGGGACACUGGGGAAUGGAAUUACAGUGCAGUAACUGGGUAGCCUAAAAGAUGGAUGGUGCCCCUCUUGCAGUGCUGAGCUAUGGUCUGCGAGGCUGUCCUUUCCCUGCCAAACUGGGAUUGAAUGUUUCAAGGAAUAGAGCUCUGAGCAAUGUUUGUGAUAGAUUCUCUCCAUCCUGAUGUGUGCUGGUGUUCACACGCUUUCCUCUUCAAGGGAAAAGGCCAUUUCUGUCCCUGCUUUGAUAGAGGUGUGUCAGUAUUGGCACUGGCACAGCUUAGCAUGUAUUGUUUUGUUGGGUGGGGUGGGGGAAAGGGGAGAGGAGAUAUAACUGGGUAAUUGGAUUCAGGGAUGAUUGUGCUGCUGUGGUGAGUUUUACUGGAUGAAGCAGCUUGUUGGGAUAGGUGUUUGUUUCAGCUUCUGUCUGCAGGUGUGACUUAGCUAGAUAAGGAUGGUCUAUCACUGAUGAUUUCAUUGUUUGAUUUGGCUGGACUGGGUGGAGAAUGUAGCUGCAUUGUUUGGGACUAGCUUUGUAGUUUGGUUUUGCAAAGUGGAUGACAUGGCAGCACAUUGCUACAUUAUUAAGGUGAAGCUGCAGUAGAUAAUAGUUGGAGAAUGUUGGAGGGAAAAGAAUCUGCACAGCCUUUCACAAUGCAUAACUAAUUGAGCCUCCAGCUCCUGUGUUUCUGUUGGGAGAUGUGGUCAGCAGAAUGCAUUGGGAUUACACAGAAAAAUUUUGGUAGUGAUUUCAGUUUGCAGUUGUACUUUAACUGCAAGGCUGUCCAUGCUGUGUAAAUAGCUGAGAGAGCUCUGAGAUACCACACUGGCCCUGACAGCGUGAGUGUUGUCUGGAUUCAUGCUGUUCUUGCAGCCUCUACAGUUUUCACAGUGGGUGAUGGAGAAGCUGGCAGGUCACUGCUCUUUUUUUUUUCACUAACCUCAAAUUUUCCAGUAAGCCGCUCUUCAGAGCCUGCAUUUCUUUGUAUUGCUGAACUUUCAGGCACUUAAACCUGCUUUGGAUUCCCUUCAUCCUGUAGGGAAUGCAAUGAUGUGAAGUAGGAGCUGCCCAGAGCAGUAGAUAGUGCUUCCUCCUUCUAAAACCUGCCUGGUUUUCCCCUAGAUGUGUUUGCCUGGCUUUACCUGAUACUUGAUGUUUCUGUUUAUACAUUGUCUAGCUGUGGAAGAGGUUGUCUGCAUGAAGCACAAGGGUUUGGCAGGAGUUGCUGGGCACAUUGUGAGGGGAAGAUGAGCCUUUGAAGAGAGAUGGGUGCAGAGAAGGAAGGUGACAUGUCCAAGCUCUGUGUCAGCUUCUCUAAGCACGGAUGAGCUCAUGGGAAUCCAGCUGGCUAAACGUGGGAGUGCUAAAGCAAGUCUGCCCUAUCUCCUCCCCAUGGGCAGCAUGGAUCUUCAGUCUUCCAGUCUGAUGGUGGAUUCUUGGGUGCUGAUAAAUCUUUCCAGGAUGAGCAGAGACUUCCCCUUGUUGGUGGUUCAGAGCAACUUUUGAUUUCUCUGCUUCUGUGGUUGAAUGCAUGGAAGGGGUGCAUAGCUUGGCUGUGAGUUCUUGUUGGUGAAACUUUUCUUCUCCCUUUUCCAGGUGACUGUUUUUUGUGAGACAAGUGGUUUGCAACUCAUGGCCUCCACGAUGAGUACUGCAGUGUCGUGACACCAGGGGUCUUGUGUGCCCUGGAGAUGCGAGACUUCCCCUGGGCAGCAGGAGGCACGCAUCUAGAGAAUGCUGGAGCUGCAGGAGGGAAGUGCCCAGUGCAAAAGCAGCGAGGAGCAAAGAGAAAAAAGGCAAGCAGGCAGCCAGCACUGAGAGAAGCGGGUGGCAGCAAGUGCUUCGACGCUGCCUCUGGCGGCACGCUCCCCAGAGGAACUUGACGAGAGCCCAUCUGCGUGUGUGUGAGACUGUGAGCUCAGGAUUUCUGUCAAUGCAUUCCAGUAACCCCAAAGUGAGGAACUCCCCGUCAGGCAACACACAGAGCCCCAAAUCAAAGCAGGAGGUGAUGGUACGUCCCCCUACAGUGAUGUCCCCGUCUGGCAACCCUCAGCUGGAUUCCAAAUUUUCCAACCAAGGCAAACAAGGGGGCUCCACCAGCCAAUCCCAGCCCUCUCCCUGUGACCCCAAAAGUGGAGGUCACACCCCUAAAGUGCUCCCGGGCCCAGGUGGGAGUAUGGGGCUGAAGAAUGGGGCUGGAAAUGGUGCCAAGGGGAAGGGGAAGAGAGAGAGGAGCAUUUCGGCAGACUCCUUUGAACAGAGGGAAGCUGGGACUCCUAAUGAUGACCCAGAAAUCAAAGACUGCAAUUCUGCUGAUCAUGUGAAGUCCCAGGAGUCUCAGCACACACCACACUCCAUGACUCCUUCAAAUGCUUCAGCCCCAAGGUCUUCCACACCUUCCCAUGGUUUGACUGCCACUUUGGAGCCAGCAAGUGGGCAGAAAACUCCAUCCAAAGUGGUUUACGUCUUUUCUACUGAGAUGGCCAACAAGGCUGCAGAAGCUGUGCUGAAGGGACAGGUGGAAACCAUCGUGUCCUUUCAUAUCCAGAACAUCUCAAACAGCAAGGCGGAACGAAACACUGUACCCUUGAACCCCCAGAUCACUGCACUUCGGACUGAACCCAAGCCCCUGCCGCAGCCCCAGCCCCCUGCUGCCCAGGACCAGAACCCUCCUCAGAACGCCAAAAUGCAGCCGACUCCACCCGUGUCAGCGCCAGUAUCCAAACCCACUGGCCCCCCAUGUCCCAUAGAUCAGGACAGUCCCAGUGUGGAAAGCAAAGUGAUGUCUGUGGGCAGUCCUGCUAACUCUACCCCGUUGCAGACAGAAGGAUUUGGGCAGAGUUCAACCCCUAAUAAUCGAGCAGUUAGCCCAGUUUCCCAAGGUAGCAAUAGCUCUGCUGCGGACCCCAAAGGUCCCCCCCAGCAGGGGUCUGGUGGGGACCCGUCCAGUUUGGGUGAGAAUCCCGAUGGACUGUCACAGGAGCAGCUGGAGCACCGAGAGCGCUCGUUGCAGACCCUGCGAGACAUCCAGCGCAUGCUCUUCCCUGAUGAAAAGGAGUUUGCGGGAGGGCAAAGUGGGGGGCCGCCCCCAAAUGCUGGGGUGAUGGAUGGUCCCCAAAAGAAACCCGAAGGGCCGAUACAGGCUAUGAUGGCUCAAUCCCAAAGUUUAGGCAAAGGGUCGGGGUCUCGGACAGAUGGAGGGGCUCCGUUUGGCCCUCAAGGCCACAGGGACAUGCCUUUUUCCCCAGAUGAAAUGGGGCCACCACCAAUGAACUCCCAGUCAGGAGCCAUAGGCCCAGACCACCUGGACCAUAUGACUCCUGAGCAGGUGGCCUGGCUCAAGCUGCAGCAGGAGUUUUACGAGGAGAAGAGAAGGAAGCAAGAGCAGGUGGUGGUGCAGCAGUGUUCCCUGCAGGACAUGAUGGUCCACCAGCACGGGCCUCGUGGGGUGGUCCGAGGUCCUCCCCCUCCCUACCAGAUGACCCCUGGUGAGGGCUGGGGGCCUGGGGGUCCAGAGCCUUUCCCUGAAGGCAUGAACAUGUCCCACUCUCUGCCCCCCAGGGGCAUGGCCCCUCAUCCCAAUGUGCCCGGGGGCCAGAUGCGCCUGCCUGGUUUUGCGGGGAUGAUGAACCCUGACAUGGAAGGCCCCAAUAUCCCAAAUCCCGCCUCACGGCCUGGGCUUUCAGGAGUUAGUUGGCCAGAUGAUGUGCCAAAAAUCCCAGAUGGCCGAAACUUCCCUCCUGGUCAGGGUGUCUUCAGCGGCCCUGGCCGAGGGGAGCGGUUCCCCAAUCCGCAGGGCCUACCUGAAGAGCUCUAUCAGCAACAGCUGGCUGAGAAACAGAUGGGCCUCCCUCCUGGUCUGAACAUGGAAGGCAUCAGGCCUGGCAUGGAGAUCAACAGAAUGAUGCCCUCCCAGAGACACAUGGAGCCUGGCAACAACCCCAUCUUCCCUCGCAUGCCGGUAGAAGGACCGAUGAGUCCCUCUAGGGGGGACUUCCCAAAAGGAAUACCCCCACAAAUGGCUUCUAGCAGGGAGCUGGAGUUUGGGAUGGGCCCUGGCAGCAUGAAGGGGGACAUGGGCAUGAAUGUCAGCAUGGGCUCCAACCCACCCCUGGUCCCUCAGAAGCUGAGGGAGGCAGGAGUCGGACCAGAAGAGAUGAUGAAGCUGCGCCCUGGUGUCUCGGAGAUGCUCUCCUCUCAGCAGAAAAUGGUGCCGCUGCCGUUCGGGGAGCACCCGCAGCAGGAGUAUGGCAUGGGUCCCAGGCCUUUCCUUCCCAUGUCUCAGGGCCCAGGAGUCGGUCUCCGGAACCUCAGAGAACAGAUCGGGCCUGACCAAAGGACUAACAACCGGCUCAGCCACAUGCCGCCACUACCUCUCAAUCCCACCAGUAACCCGAAUAGCCUCAACACUGCUCCCCCCGCGCAGCGCAGCCUCGGCCGCAAGCCCCUGGAUAUCUCUGCAGCUGGGCAGGUGCAUUCGCCGGGGAUCAACCCCCUGAAGUCGCCCACCAUGCGCCAGGUCCAGUCUCCCAUGAUGGGGUCUCCCUCGGGGAACCUCAAGUCCCCUCAGACGCCCUCCCAGCUGGCAGGAAUGCUCGCGGGCCCCACUGCCGCAGCUGCUGCUGCCUCCAUCAAAUCUCCCCCUGUCUUGGGGUCUGCUGCUGCUUCUCCUGUCCACCUCAAGUCUCCGUCUCUCCCUGCACCUUCUCCUGGAUGGACUUCAUCUCCAAAGCCUCCUUUGCAGAGCCCUGGGAUCCCCCCGAACCAUAAGGCGUCUCUAACCAUGUCUUCUCCAGCCAUGCUGGGGAACGUGGAGUCCGGUGGUCCACCUCCUUCCACAGUCAGCCAGUCUGCUCCUGUGACUCUCCCUGGAAAUCUUCCCUCUAGCAGUCCUUACACAAUGCCUCCAGAGCCAACCCUCUCCCAGAAUCCCCUCUCCAUUAUGAUGUCCAGGAUGUCCAAAUUUGCCAUGCCCAGCUCUACACCUCUCUAUCAUGAUGCCAUCAAAACUGUGGCCAGCUCAGAUGAUGACUCCCCUCCAGCACGCUCCCCAAACCUGCCACCUAUGAACAGCGUACCAGGAAUGGGCAUUAAUUCUCAGAAUCCUCGAAUUUCAGGUCCAAACCCAGUGGGUCCAAUGCCAACCCUUAGCCCAAUGGGAAUGACCCAGCCUCUUUCCCAUAACAACCAGAUGCCCUCUCCAAAUGCUAUGGGACCCAAUAUACCUCCUCACGGGGUCCCCGUGGGACCCGGCCUGAUGUCACACAACCCAAUGAUGGGGCACGGUUCCCAGGAGUCUCCAAUGGUACCUCAAGGACGCCUGGGCUUCCCGCAGGGGUUCCCUCCCGUACAGUCCCCUCCGCAGCAGGUGCCAUUUCCACACAACGGGCCCAGCGGUGGACAAGGCAACUUCCCAGCGGGAAUGGGCUUCCACGGAGAGGGACCUCUGGGGCGUCCUACCAACCUGCCCCAAAGUUCGACAGAUCCAGCACUUUGCAAGACUGGAGGCCCUGGCGGUCCAGACUCCUUCACUGUUCUCGGAAACAACAUGCCUUCGGUUUUCACCGAUCCCGAGCUGCAGGAGGUGAUCCGUCCCGGAGCCACGGGAAUACCCGAGUUCGACCUGUCCCGGAUUAUCCCGUCGGAGAAGCCCAGCCAGACACUACAGUAUUUCCCUCGUGGGGAGGUGCCGGGCCGCAAGCAGCCGCAGGGCCCCGGGCCCGGCUUCUCCCACAUGCAGGGGAUGAUAGGCGAGCAGCCCCCGCGGAUGGGACUAGCGCUGCCCGGCAUGGGGGGCCCCGGGCCGGUGGGAACUCCGGAUAUCCCGCUGGGCACGGCCCCGGCCAUGCCCGGCCACAACCCCAUGAGGCCGCCGGCCUUCCUGCAGCAGGGCAUGAUGGGCCCGCACCACCGCAUGAUGUCACCAGCACAGCCCGCCAUGCCCGGCCAGCCCGCCCUCAUGAGCAACCCCGUGGGCAUGAUCCCGGGCAAGGACCGCGCCCCCGCCGGGCUCUACAGCCACCCGGGCCCCGUGGGGUCACCCGGCAUGAUGAUGUCAAUGCAGGGCAUGAUGGGACCCCAACAAAACAUCAUGAUUCCCCCCCAGAUGAGGCCCCGAGGUAUGGCUGCUGAUGUUGGCAUGGGAGGAUUUAGCCAAGGCCCUGGAAACCCAGGGAACAUGAUGUUUUAAGCUGCUACCGUAAGACUGGAUGUUCUGAUCCUUGUCAAGAUGAGAUUCCAAGUCCUGAGGGCUUUUUUGGGAGCUUCAGGAGUACAGUUUGGCCAUGCAAUAGGUGAAAAGAGACCAGAGGACGCUUUGGGAAAUCUCGAAUGUAUGGAAUUACCUGAAAAAAAAAAUAUUCAUUUUAACAGGUUGUUUUUUUUUUAAGAUUUAUUUUUUAAAAAUUAUUUUUGUGGACUUGGGUAUCCCGUGACGGCACCUGCUUUGAGAAUCUGUAGCUGUAUUUUGAGAAUUGCCAUUUGUCACAAGUUGCACCAUUCUCUGUAUGUUUACGUCCUUCGGACUGGCUUCUCCCAGGACUCUCGGUUAUUUUUGGGGUUUUUUGUGUACUGUACUAUAUUGUAAAAGGGAUUUUAGCAGAGACUUUAGUCUUUGGGGUGAGAGGAGAAUGGGAUUCUAGGCUGUUUACUUUAGGUGGAGAAUCCAUCUUCAGAACUUCGGACUAUUUUCCUUCAACUCCAAUGUAUAGAAAAACCAAACUACGACCUCAGAGCAGAGUAUUAAUGAAAAGCACAAAAAGGAACUUAAGUUCAGUGAGGGGAAUCUUUUAAAAGAAAUAAAUAAUAAGUUAAGGACAUAUUUUUCAAAUUAUGGCGUGCUGUCCAGCACCUUCUGUCUCUCCCUCCCACUCUUUAUUAAAUAGGCUUCUCUCUCUCUCCAUCCCCUUCUGUCUCCUCCUAUGGCAGCUGCAAUACAUUGUGUUAUUUUGAGGAGUAAAUCUAGGAGAGCCUCUCCUCACGUGGGGACUCUUCCCACUUUUAGGAAGGGGCUGGACUUGGACACUGUUACAUCCUACAGUAGUCUCUCUCACUGUUUCCUAUUCUCCUUUUCUUAGAAACCCCAAGUGAUUUUAUUAAUGUGGGAGUGGAACAGACACUAAAAGUUAUCCAGAAUUUUUUUUUGUGGUUAUUUUUUUUUCCUCCCCAGCGUAAAACGUUCUGUGUAACCUCCAUUAAAUUUGGUACAAAACCACUCGCCAGGGCU